Molecule: messenger RNA, 495 nt
Organism: Naegleria lovaniensis
Lineage: Eukaryota; Heterolobosea; Eutetramitea; Acrasida; Naegleriidae
Exons: 2
Coding region: 1-495 (164 amino acids)
Source: RefSeq, a predicted model, not a curated record
AUGUUGAAUUGGUUAUGGGGCGGUGAGACAAAAGAAGAGAAUCCUUUGGGUGGAGGAGCAACCGAAAAAAUCAUUUUCGAAGGCGUAACCAUCAUUGAAUGUUUAGAAGUUAUUUGUGAUUGUGAAAAGUACACUGAAUUUAUUGAAGGAUGUGUGGAAGCAAAAACAACCAAGACUUAUGAAGAUGGCUCUUUUGAUGUUUUCUGGAAGGCUUCCGUGGGUGGAAUUAUUAACACAGAAUAUACUCUACGAUUAAAAAAAGAAGGAAAUGAUGGUUUCGGAUGGGUUGAAACAUCUCAUGGCCCUUUCAAAUUAAACAGAGGUAACUGGAAAUUGGUUGACCUUGGAAAUGGUAAUGUUGAAGCUACUUAUUCAGUUAAUAUGGAGCUCAAUAUUUGGGUUCCUGGAUUGUUGCGAGAUUUCUUAAUCGGAACAGGCUUGCCUCGUACUAUGAAGGCUUUCAAGAAGAGAAUUGAAGAAAGAAAGAAGAAAUAA